AAAAAGUAUCAGUUAUGGUUACAUGCUGAUGGUGCAUAUGGUGCUUGGUUUGCCAUGGUUGAUACUGCCCCCAAACGUCUAAAGUCUCUCAAUCUAUGUGAUUCAAUCAGUGCAGAUUUGCACAAAUCAUUUUUUCUACCUUAUGGAACUGGGUUUUUGGCAGUGAAACAAAAAGAAAACUUGUCUAAAACAUUUGGUCAUGAUCAUGCUGAUUAUCUGAGCCAUGAGAGUUCAGAUAUUAAUUUUGCUGAAUUAACAUUGGAACAAACACGCGAAAUGAGAGGACUGAGAGUCUGGUUACCGCUAAAAUUACUCGGUUCACAUAGUUUUGCAUCGUGUUUAAAGGAGAAAUUAGAUUUAACACAGUAUUUACAUGGUGAACUCGAACGGAUUCCAGGCAUUAUUAUCAUUAGCAAGCCAGUUUUAUCCAUUCUUACAUUCAGGCAUAUUCCGAAAACAUUGAAACAUUUAUUUGAAAAGGAGCCACGAAUUCUUCAAAAUGCAGAUGUUGAAUCUGAAUUAUUAGCUCAUAAUACACGAUUAAUAUCAUCUAUCAAUAGUCGAGGUCGAGUCUUAUUGCAGUCAACAAAAUUAUAUUUGAGUCAUGAUGAUCCACAGCCGGCUAUGGUUAUUCGAAUUAUUAUACUCAGUUAUCUGACUCAUCGCACACAAGUAGAUCAUUGUAUCAACGACAUAAAGGAGAGUUGUAUGGAGAGUGGCUCACAAACUCUCCCGUUCAUGUAA
This is a messenger RNA of Didymodactylos carnosus, 744 nucleotides long. The record is from the annotation of a GenBank genome assembly. Lineage: Eukaryota; Metazoa; Rotifera; Eurotatoria; Philodinida; Philodinidae.